This is a messenger RNA of Amoebophrya sp. A25, 481 nucleotides long. Lineage: Eukaryota; Dinophyceae; Syndiniales; Amoebophryaceae. The record is from the annotation of a GenBank genome assembly.
AUGCGAGUCAACUCGGCUCGUGACAGAAACGGAAGCUCGUGCAGUUCUGCAUCUACCUCAUCGCCGACGAGUGUUGCUCUGAGUGGAACGCUCACUCCUGGUGCUGGGAGAGCAGCUUGGGACGCAUCCACCACCGUCGUAACCCGCUCUUCCCUGCGAGGAGCGGCAUCCUCAAGCAAGGACUCUGCCAAUGCGCGCACGCCGAGCAAAACGAGCCACACUUGUGGCGUGAAUAACGCUCUACUGUCCGGUUCAUCCAAAAACACUAGUGCCGGUUCGACGACAUCGAGUAAGCACACAGUCACCACUUCUUCCCGCUCGACCGCGUCUAGCAAAAAUACUGUUCCACCAACGCAAUCUCUUGGAUCCAGUAGUGUCAAUGUGUCACUCGUGAACACCAGCAGCAUAGUAGAUGGAGGGCCGCCAGAUAUUAAAGUGAUACAUACUACUAGUACAACCACAACGCCUGGGCCUGCAAGCG